Molecule: messenger RNA, 265 nt
Organism: Xenopus tropicalis (tropical clawed frog)
Lineage: Eukaryota; Metazoa; Chordata; Amphibia; Anura; Pipidae
Product: acid-sensing ion channel 3-like
Exons: 3
Coding region: 22-252 (76 amino acids)
Source: RefSeq, a predicted model, not a curated record
CCAGGUGACAUCGGGGGCCAGAUGGGGCUAUUUAUUGGUGCCAGUAUCCUCACAAUCCUGGAAAUCUUUGAUUAUCUCUAUGAGGUUUUCCGAGAUAAACUACGUGGAUAUAACCAGAGGCGAACAGGAACUCAGAGACGAGAAAGUGACAGCACAGAAAGCCCAGAUGUCCCAUCCAGCCCCACCCUGGGCCCCAUUCCCUCCCCCAGGUACUUACUGACUAGGGACAAUGGGGGGGGGGGCAGAAUCUGAUGGGGGAAAUCCA